GAAAAUAUUAACAAAAUGUUAUACUAAUGGACUGACUGACAAACCAUCAUUGUUAUCCCCUGAGCUACUAAAAUGGGUUCACUGAUAACCCCCAAGUUUGGUUACAACAUUAAAUAUACAGCAUUAAAUGGAGCUUAACACUGACACAGCCAAGUUUGCACACAUAGAUGUACUUAUUUGCACACUUACUGUAUGCUCAAUAGAUAACAUUCAAGCUGUCAGUGUGGGAUCAAUACCCGGUUUGAUAGUGCACACGUGCAUGCACGUGCACACACACACACACACACAGUUUUUGGUCCAGGUUUGCUUCCUGCCUCUCUUUUCUCCAAGUUCACAACUUUAACCUGUGACAGGGACAUUACUGUCUCACUCUGACAACAUGGAGCAGCUUAAUGUUUAGCCCACAUACACACACACACACACACACACACACACACUCACACACGCCCAGGGAAGCAUAGGGAUUACAAAGGCACAUUGAUCCAUAUGCUGCCUUGGGAUGGAGACGAGAAAACUAAGUACGAAGAAGCCUCACCAUAGCUAUGACCAAGGGACCAGUGCUGAAAAUGAAGCCCCAGCAGAACAACUCGGCAACAGCUCCAGUCGUCCUUUCUCUGUUUUAGUGCGUCUGUACGUGUAUGCACUGCAUGGCUGCCUAUGUGAGGUGGCCUUCACUGCUGUGUGGGACUGGUGCAGAACCCAAGACAGGAGGCUGGCAGGUCACAGCAGUCUAUGGGCUCUGCCUAUGUACGCCACAGCAAUCUAUCUCAUGGAGGGCCUGAGAGCGUGGCUGCUGGGUCAGCGUCAUCCACUGCCUGUGCGGCUAGCGGCCUACACUCUGUUCAUCUACCUGUGGGAGUUUAGCUGGGGGGCCGGGCUCAGGCUGCUCAGGGCCUGUCCCUGGGACUACUCAGGUUUUAAGUACAACCUGGGAGGAUUGGUGACUCUGGAGUACGCACUACCCUGGGCUGUGGCAGCGUUUAUAGCAGAGCAGCAUGUGAUCAGCAACACUCUGAGAAUAAGACUGCUCAACUGAGCUGGUAUCAGUGUGUUUCCAAAGACGACCACAAAACAUUGACGAUUUGUGGGAACUUCUUGUGCUUGUUAUUUUCAUGUAGUGACCAACUUUGCUGACCAUAUUUUAUAUAUUAUAUUACAAUAUUAAAAGAAAUGCAACAAG
Messenger RNA from Solea solea (common sole), 1180 nucleotides. Its product is annotated as transmembrane protein 229B-like. NCBI's taxonomy places the organism in Eukaryota, Metazoa, Chordata, Actinopteri, Pleuronectiformes, Soleidae. The transcript has 2 exons. The record is from RefSeq and is a predicted model, not a curated record. The coding region runs from base 500 to 1036 and encodes 178 amino acids.